AUGCUAUCCCGGAGCCGCCACAUCAUCAGCUGCACCAAGCACCAGCACGGCGGCGUCCACAACGUCGAGCCGUAUCAGCACGACGAGCGCGAGCACAAAGUCAUCUACAACGACCCUCACAACCUCAGCCGCAAGCACGACCGGCGCGGGUUCCAGCCCCGGGACCCCGACGACCCUCCUGCCCGGCUGCGGGCCCUCGCCGCCACGUUCCAGGCCACCAAGAACACGUACGGCACGUUUGCCUUCUCGGGGGACACCGUCACCUGGGCGGACCCGGACGUGGCGCGGCCCAACACCGCGGCGUUCUAUGUCUGUCCUGGCAAGUCUGCCUCGGGCGAGAACGCGCUCUAUGUCAAUACUGGGGCGUACCUGUACCAGACGCCGAGCGGGUGCUAUGAUGUUGAUAUACAUUACUACGGAGGAUCGACAGCGAAUCUGUGA
This is a messenger RNA of Diaporthe batatas, 441 nucleotides long. RefSeq lists its product as uncharacterized. The record is from RefSeq and is a predicted model, not a curated record. NCBI's taxonomy places the organism in Eukaryota, Fungi, Ascomycota, Sordariomycetes, Diaporthales, Diaporthaceae. The coding region runs from base 1 to 441 and encodes 146 amino acids. The transcript is spliced from 3 exons.